AAGAGCCGCUCGGUCGGUUUGGUCAGUUAGUCAGCUCUGCGGGGGGGUUAAUCUGUCGGUCAGUCAGUUUUUCGGGGGGGUUAAUCUAUCAGUCAAUCAGUUUUCCCGGGGGUUAAUCUCAGUCAGUUUUUCGGGGGUUCAGUCUUUCAGUUAGUCGGUUUUUCGGAAGGCCGCCAUGGACAGGAGUGAGAAGGACAGUGGGCCGUCUGCCGGAAUGACGGGUAACAAGGACGCCUGGGAGCCCGGGGCAAAAUGCCGGAAGAUGAGCACGACGGCAUCGGAUUUGGGACAGGGCGCUAGCAGCAAGGGCAAGAUGAAAAAGUCCCAGCUCAAGGGAAAAGGUAGUGUUAAAAAACAGAACGACGGUCGAGACUGCGGGGGCGGAAAGUAUAGCGCCUCACUAAGCACUUCAGCGGUCGGAUGGGGUGAUAUAGACAGCCCGCGGAUAACCACAGAAAGACCCGGAACAUCUAAAAGCUCUGCGGCCAGGGGUGUCAUCUCCGUUAGCUGUCAAACUGGCAAGGCAGGGUUUUCAAAUGUCAUCUCAGAAAGCCGUAUGUACGGCGAGCUACCGGAUCUCUCUUCGCUGAUUUCCUCUAACGUCACCCGCCAGCCGAUUACCGGUGUUACUGACGCUCACGAUGACCCGCUAACGGUAGAAACGGCGGGCGACAUAACGAUCUGCUUAAGCCGGGUGCCUCUUCGCCCUCUCUCAAUAAGCCCGAAGAUCAAGACCGAAGCUGGGCCUGCGAUUUUGGUCAAAGCAGAAGCUGACUGCAGGGACUUGAAUCACACCAUACCGCCUUCUGAAGGAGGAUUUUCUGAAAUGUCUUGGAGUAAAGACAGAAAUGAAAAAAUUAAAAAACCCAUGAAUGCUUUUAUGGUGUGGGCAAGAAAUCACAGACGCGAGCUGGCCAAGGACAACCCAAACGCCAACAACACAGAAGUCAGUGUGCUGCUCGGACUAAAGUGGAGCAAGAUGUCCAAGGAGGAGAAGAUGCCUUUUUAUGAGGAGGCUUGGAAGAUAAAACAGCAGUACAGACAGGAGGUCCCUGAUUUGACUUAUCAGCCAAAGCCUGGGGAGAGAAACAUCUACUUUCCUGGUAAGACUAGCUCAACAGCUUCCAGUAAUUCCCAAGAUCCCAAAGAUUCAUCUGUAGCAUGUGGGUCAGGGUCUGCAUGCUAUUCUCCAUUUCCCACUGCUUCAACCAGCAAAAGCUCAACUGCAGAAAACAGUUUUACUAAAGGUCACAGGGGGUCGGGAGCCAAUCCCAGAGGCUAUGGGUAUGAGGCAGGAACAACCCCAGGACAUAGCAGGAAUUUUGUCCUUCAGGAUUCUAAGAACGCACAGACCAGCAAGUCAGCCACUGUCUUAUUUUACAGUGGAGACCUGCCUUCAACAUUCCGUACUAAGCAGCCUGCACAGACUGAGGCCAGUGGUUACAUGGACAUAUCUGGUGCCCUGUCAUUCUCUCAGGUGGCAGGGCAGACAACACAUGAGCAAGUCCAUAAGAAAGCUAACAGUCAGCCUCUUAGCAGUCCUUCCCUGCAGCUGUACAGAGAUUUGUCUUAUAUAAGCAUGCAGCCUUCUUCCAGAGGUCUGCAGUGGCCAAGCCUUUACAAAAUCAAUCCUCAUAUAUAUCCUAUAAUGCCACACUCAUCCAAAAUCAUUUCCCCUGCUGGCUUACUGUUCCCUCCACCUCUGUUCAUGGCUGCUCCACAGUUCUACGCUGGAGGCUCAUUCUAUUACCCCUACAAUGUGUAUGGAUACCCGGAAUACACUAUCCCAGUGGUCAACCCUCUGAUCCGGGAAUGUGCAGAGAGUAAUGAGGCCAGCAACAGUCAGGGUGUCCCCACCACAGGAUUCCUUCAUUUAGCUCCACUUAAUGUUAAUGAGUCUGUCAUGGGUAGUGAUGUAAACUCUUCCUCCCCAGAUGACUCUUUGCAGGUGAUUAAUGUCACUGAUGAUGACACGGAGGUUGAAUUUACAGUGUUAUGAUUUACCGUGUUUAUUGUAAUAAAAUACAAUAUAUUGACGAAAGAAAUGUGUUGAAGGUCAGUUGCCAGAAUUACAACUGGGAUGUAAUUACUCAUUAUGAAGGACAGUUAAGAUAAUAAACUGCUUCAUGAAUAUA
Paramormyrops kingsleyae is the source of this 2135-nucleotide messenger RNA. RefSeq lists its product as uncharacterized. Gene Ontology annotation, cellular component: nucleus. NCBI's taxonomy places the organism in Eukaryota, Metazoa, Chordata, Actinopteri, Osteoglossiformes, Mormyridae. The record is from RefSeq and is a predicted model, not a curated record. Gene Ontology annotation, biological process: regulation of transcription by RNA polymerase II. Gene Ontology annotation, molecular function: DNA-binding transcription factor activity, RNA polymerase II-specific; sequence-specific double-stranded DNA binding.